UAAGUGUUUUCGGGUGUGAGCGCAUAAGUAGGUCUCGGAAAAUGAUGUCCGAGGUCAAAUGGACGAUCGGUAUCCUGUUGGUGCUGGUCGGAAUUGCAACAGGACAAUACGGUUCGUGUGACUACACGUACAAUUAUGCCAGCGGUCAAACGAGCUUCAUAGAGUCGCCGAACUUUUCAAAUUACUAUACUCCGGGUACGAAGUGUCGCUACACAGUGAAUGCUCCCGUCGGGCACACACUUUACGUGCAGUGUUACGAUAUGUACCUACCGUCCAGUACCGGGUGCUAUUACGACAAACUAUCUAUCUCUCUGAGUGGUGACUCCACGCUUGCGGAUGCGCAACAGCGCUGCGGAACGACCACGUUCAACGUGCAGACGUCGUAUAAUAAGCUCGUCGUAGCUUUGCUCGGCAGUACCAGCACAAGUGGUGGCCGUUUCCGGUGCCAGAUAACGGCGCAAAAGAUUCCCUGUGACUGUGGUCGACGCAAAACGCCUACGAUCGUGGGAGGAUUUCCCACCAAAGCGAACGAGUAUCCGAUGAUGGCGGGGAUGGUGAAUAUCCCCACGAAAGACAUCUUCUGUGGUUCUACCAUCGUAACCGAUCGGUUCGUAUUGACAGCUGCUCACUGUUUGCUGGACAGAACAAUUCCAAAUACGGGCGUCCUGGUUGGAGAUCAGAACGUAAAAAUAGGAACUGACACUAGCUACUCGGUUCUGAUGCUCGUAUCAUCGUUUGUGCCUCAUCCGAGUUACAAUCCGACUGCGAAGGAAAAUGAUAUCGCACUAGUGCGUACUACCAACACGAUCGUGUUCAAUCCAGGUGUUGGUCGAGUUUGUCUACCAUUCCGCUACAGCACAUCACUUUUCGCGGGUGUCCGCGUCAACGCACUUGGCUGGGGAACGACCGAUUUCGGAGCGCCAAAGUCAAGCGAGCUCCUCCAGACGACGUUGACCGUGAUCCAGAGCAGCACAUGCUCGACACAGCUGAAGCGGACGAUCGCAGCCUCACAAAUGUGCUCAUAUGCGGCUGGUAAUGACACGUGUCAGUACGAUUCAGGUGGUCCACUGUACUACACGGAUCCUAGCACACAGCUGGUCUAUGAAGUAGGUAUAGUAGGCUCUGGAGUAGCCUGCGCAACUGCUCUUCCCAGUCUCAACAUGAGGGUCACUUCGUUCCUGGAUUGGAUCAAGACCAAUACAGGAUACACGUUUUGUGAGUAAUAGAGACUGUAGGAGUGUUAAAUGGAUAUAGACUUAGAUAUGAUGACGGAAUACGUUAUUGUACUUGUUGGUAAAUUCGAAAACAAACCUGGUGUUUUUCUUUUUUGAGUUUUUCUUUCUGACCAGAGAAAUUUAGAAUGCUACGAUGUAGGAACACGAAGGUCACUACCACUCAAUCUUAGGCAUAACCUUUCUUAU
Messenger RNA from Anopheles nili, 1421 nucleotides. Its product is annotated as venom serine protease-like. The transcript has 3 exons. Bases 42 to 1223 code for a protein of 393 amino acids. NCBI's taxonomy places the organism in Eukaryota, Metazoa, Arthropoda, Insecta, Diptera, Culicidae. Gene Ontology annotation, molecular function: serine-type endopeptidase activity. The record is from RefSeq and is a predicted model, not a curated record. Gene Ontology annotation, biological process: proteolysis.